UAGGACUCUGGCUAGCCGCCAGCCAUGACUCUGUGUCCCUGCCACCUAGUCCAAAUCGCCAAGAGCUUAAAACACAACACUCUUGAGUCUUGUAAUACUAUUGUUAGCAUCGAAAGAUGUGGGGAUUUGGUGGGAAACAUUACUGGGGAAGAAGAGACAGAGGAGAACAAGUAGAAGGUGUCAUUGUGAUAUUUGCGUGGAUGUCUAGUGAACGCAAGCAUGUUCAAAGAUUUGUUCAACUCUUCGCUUCUCUUGGCUGGAACUCACUUGUUUGUCACUCCCAAUUCCUCAACAUGUUCUUUCCGGAGAAGGGAGCAUCGUUGGCAUCAGAAAUUCUUUAUGAGCUUAGUGAGGAGUUAAAAGUAAGGCCAUGCCCUGUGGUAUUUGCCUCAUUUUCUGGUGGACCCAAAGCAUGCAUGUGUAAAGUUCUUCAGAUAAUUGAGGAGAAUUAUGCAGAACAAUCCGAUCAGGAUAAAUAUCAACUGGUCAGAGAUUGCAUUUCUGGGCAAAUUUUUGAUUCGACUCCAGUAGAUUUUACCACUGAUCUGGGUGCUAAUUUCGUUCUUCAUCCUACUAUUCUAAAAAGAUCACACCCUCCUCGUAUGGUAUCUUGGAUUGUGCAUAGACUAAAAUAUAUAGGAGAUACGUAUCUCCUUUACCAAUUGGAAUCACUGCGUGCUGAGUAUUGGCAAAUCCUAUACUCCACACUUCAAAUGGGGGCACCAUAUCUUAUUUUGUGCUCAGAAGAUGAUGAUCUUGCUCCUUUUCAUACUAUAUGUAAUUUUGCUCAAAGAUUAAAAGACCUCGGGGGUGAUGUUAAACUGGUGAAGUGGAGUAACUCUUCUCAUGUAGGUCAUUAUAAGCAUUACCCAGUUGACUAUAAGGCAGCUGUGACCGAGCUGCUUGGAAAGGCUGCUGUACUAUAUUCUAAAAGGAUACGACGAAUCGACAAGGAAAAGAUAGUGCUUGAUGGAAAAGAGGAUGAUGUUGCACCGUCACCAGGCCACCUGGAGAAUGCAGCAAUGAGCUCGAGUCAGACCAUUCAUAGGAGAGUUGCUCUUGAAUUGAAUGACCACUUAUUUGUGCCAAUCUCUUCUCAGUGUCAUGGGGAUGAAGCUAUUGAUUCUGUUCAUGAUGAAUAUAAAGAAUCUUAUGUCCCUAUUACUAAGCCACCGGUCAUCAAAGCUCAUGGAAUUCUUGGUCAGGCUCUCUUUGGCUUGUGUGUCCCAGAGGAUGUUGAUGACUGGCAUAUAAAACCAUCAUUAUUCUUAGAAAAAAAAGGCAUUCGACGUUCAAAGCUCUGAUAGUAUUCACCUUUCAAUUCCGUUUAUUGCAUUUGACGUUCAAACCUAUGAUAUUGUUGGUUACAUAUCUCUAAGAAGCUUUGAAACUGCAUACUGACAGAGUGAAGGUUAUAUAAUCUGGAUCCAGAAUAUACGGGUUAAUGUGAGGUGUCAUCAUGGCAUUGUGGUUUCGGCUGAAUGCACAGGCUUCCUAUUCAAAUUUUCUGCUGCUGCUGCUGCUGAGGGGUCUCUCUGAUCUGGAGUUAUAAGUUUUAACUAGUUGUACUUUUCUUUUUUGCUUCUUGUAAUUUGAUGGUAUGAUAACAUGAAGUAUAAAUCUGUGCUCUUGGAGAAAGUGGUGACUAACUCACUAUGUCCAGAAAGAAAAACAGCAAUAGAAAUCUGUAUUCUAUAA
Molecule: messenger RNA, 1698 nt
Organism: Daucus carota subsp. sativus
Lineage: Eukaryota; Viridiplantae; Streptophyta; Magnoliopsida; Apiales; Apiaceae
Exons: 7
Coding region: 117-1304 (395 amino acids)
Source: RefSeq, a predicted model, not a curated record